CAUUGUGCUAACCACCUUAAGGAGAUAAAGUUUUGUGUGUUUUGUGCCUUGUUUUCACGGAGAACAUCGUAUUGCUUUCGUUUUUGGAUUUAUGUUUACUUGGAUACGGUGAUGCUGGGCGGGGCGGUGGGAGCGGGCUCGCCGACCGGCGACGAUCUGCUCACCGUCACCGUGGCGCGCGACGAGCACGGGUAUGGGAUGAAGGUGUCAGGUGACAACCCAGUGUACGUGCAGUCAGUGAAAGAGCACGGCGCCGCGUGGCGCGCCGGCCUGCGCGCAGGAGACCGCAUCCUGCGCGUCGACUCGAUACCGGUGCACCAUCACACGCACCAGCAGGUCGUGCAUAUGAUACGAGCAAAUCCAACGACAGUGUUGACAGUACAGCAGAACAGUUCCAGACACAAAACACCUAUCACAGCACCAGUACCUGUUAAUCCGGAGAAACAGCGCCAGUUGGAAGUGUCAAAAGUGCACACGGUGCGUCUGAUGCUUGAGCAAGAACAGAAGUACAUAAGGGAUCUCAAAAAUUCACUGCUAAAAGUGCCUGAUGUGAGGAAACAAGCGCUACUAGAAUCAGCCGAACAACGAUGUUCAAUAUUACAACACGAGAUAGACACGAUCAUGGCGGGACAGCCGGAGCCGCCGUCCACCCCUCGGCUCGGCCGCUCCAAGGACACGCACGACAAGCCGGCCCCGCCCACCGGCUUCCUCAGCGGCCUUCCGCGAUCCCUCUCUAACCUCACCGGACAGAGCUUACGGAAUCUGCGACAAGCGAGACAGACUAGAUUACAGCAAGAAAACCAACCGACACAGCCCUUGAGACUACAUAACACACAUAGCAUGAAUAACACGCAUAAUACGCAUAAUAAUACAGUGCCAAUCGUGCCAACAACGUGUCUCGAUAACUCACCCCCACCGCUACCGCCAAGAUCGAUAGAACGAAGAAAUCCGUUGUCCCCACCAAUAACAACAACGGCGAAUAGCAAACACUUGCAACAACAACAACAACAAUCGCCGUACAACAGAAGAGCGCAAUAUAGAGAGGAGAUAAGGCGUUCGUCGCAUUCCCUUGAUGGGGAAUUGGAUGGACCGCAACCGAACUCGAUAGCUCUGCAGAUGAGCUACCCGCUGGUGAAUCUGCCGCCGCCGCCCUUGCAGACAGAUAACAGAAAUAGUGUGCCGGUUAUGCACGUCAGAAGUCAAUCGUCGCCUGAGCAUUUGGACCACGAGUUGCCUAGGUCUCGAGGCGGUGCGGAAAAAGAGGCGUGGUCUCGCGGCACGUCACCGCCGGGCACUCCGCCACCGCCCUACCCGCACUCCACACAGCCAUGUUCAGAUCCACAGAGAGCGAUAAUAUCGAUGGAGGAGGACGAUUCACCGGCGUCGGACAGUUCAACAUACUCCGGCCUGUUUUCGAACCUGCGCACGGUGCGCGACUCGAAAGCUAGAAUGGCGGUCCUUAUCAAUUGGCUGUUGGGCGAGAGACGGUGCGCGUGCGCAGCCCUAGUGCUAGUGCUGACGGACGCGUAUCGGUCCGCGGCCGGAGCCCCCGCAGCCCUAAGACGAUGGGCGUACGAGAUACACUCGGUGUUUCUGAUGCCCAAUGCGGUGCUGCAGUUAAACGGUGUGGAUGAAAAUAUGGCCAAUGAGAUUGAACAUGUACUAGUUAACGAAUACGAGAAAGAAGAAAUCCUCCGCAACGUGUUCCGCAAAGCGCGAAGACAAGCGAAGGACGAACUUGCCAAACAACUGUCGGAGUUCCAAGGCAAGAGGCGGUUGGGACUUGCCACACUGUAUGGACCUGAUGAUGCCACACUGCAGAGGUGUGACGUGGACAAGGCGCAGGAAGUGGUAGUGGUCGAGAGGAUAAUGUGCCAACGUCUCCGAGCUGUCGCUCAAGCGGGGCCCGGGGGCAAUACUGCCAAUAUCGGCAGGGGCAAUGGGGGUUCGCCCGAGGCACAUUCCGCGCUGUUGGCUGCGUUGGUAGCUGCAGCGCUGUGUUUGCACUGUCGACCGGCGUCGGUAGCGGCGGCGGUGGGCGGGUCUCGCGCGUCCUUCUUACAAAGGGAUAAAUUGUACAAGCAGCGCGUCAAGCAGCUCGCCAAACAGCAUCCGCAGCCGUACGUGGUCCGCGGGCACCACCUGCAGCUGCAGGCGAUCACGUCGCUCGCGCACUGCCACCACUGCGAGUUGCCGCUCGCCGGCCUCGCGCCGCAGGCCUACGUGUGCACCGAUUGCAAGCUACGUGUUCACCGCGGCUGCGCUCGUGCCGUCGAAGAGGGAUGUUGCUUGGACGGGGAGCACGCACCGAACCGCAUCUCGCGGUUCAUGGAGCGGAUACACCAUAACAACACGCCAGGGCAAGAUUCCGGUGACAAGAAGUCAAGAAAGUCAUCGGGCACCGCGCAUUUUCUUAACAUGGAAAGGAGUUUCCGCAAAAUAGAAGACGAACCGAACUGGGACCAGACUCUCACGCCGACACCAAAUCAAGGAGAAUCAAGAAGGGAGGGAUCAACGGAAGAGCAGUCGGCGCCCGAUGUCGACAAUGAUGCGAAUGAGAACAACGCUAAGGAAGUGACUGAGAAAGAAAACAAUUGGCGCAGUGGCGGCAGUUCGAACGCGGCGUCGCGCGGCGUGUACCGCGCGGAGAGUUGCCGUGAGCGAGACGCACCGAGGCGCGGCAAGCACCGCAACGCGUCCGAUCCGAACCGCCUCACCGCGCACCCGAGCCAUGAUUUGGAGCCAGGAGCGGCGACAGCGCCUUCCGGCAGCUCGAGCAGUUCGAGUUUGUCGUCUAGAAGCAACGAGAGCAACACUGUCGCAGCUGAGCAACAAGGUGAUUGGUCAGAAGAAGAGGAGCCGCUGGCUGCGCAGUGGUCGGACAGCUUGCCGGCCGCCGUGCGCGACAGCGUGGUGCUGUGCGCCCGCCUCAGGAAGCGGCAGGAGGUCAUACAUGAGCUGAUAGUAUCGGAGGGGUCUCACGUGCGCUGGCUCAAAGUGCUGGGCGGGGAUUUCCUGCGGCCACUGGAGCGGCAGCCCGCCCUGCUGCCGGCGGACGAGCUGCGUGCUCUGUUCCCCAACCUGCCGGCUGUGAAGGAGCGGCACUCGAGGCUGUAUGGCGAGCUGCGGGCCGUGCGGAGUGAGGCCCCGCAGCAUGUGGUCGGCGUGCGGGCCGUGGCUGAUGUCAUGCUGAACACGCUGGGCGAGGCGGGCUACGCGAGCUGCCUGGCGCGGUUCUGCCGCGGGCAGCGCAUGGCGCUGGACGCGCUGCGCGAGCGCCGCCGCAAGAACAAGGAGCUGCACCAGUUCCUGGCGGGCCGCGAGCAGCUGCCCCGCUGCGGCCGCCUGCAGCUGCGCGACCUGCUCGCCUGCGUGUGGCAGAGAUUAACAAAAUACCAGCUGCUCCUCGAAGGCAUCCUCAAGACAGUGGUAGAAGAAGAAAGUGCGGAGGACGUGGCCCAACUUCGCCGAGCGUUGGCCACUGCCAAGGAAGUGCUGCACACUGUGGACACGGCUAUACGCACCGCUGAGAAUGAGCAUAGAUUAAAAACGAUACAAAGCAAGCUCGAAGUGCGUGCGCCGGUUGGAGGCGAGUGGGAGGAGUUAAGGCGAUUGGAUCUGACUGCGCACGCGCUGCGCAUGGAGGGCGAGCUGCUGCUGCGGACUGACGCCAAGAAGUGCGGCGUGCGGGCGCUGAUGCUGGAGGACAGCCUGGUGCUGCUGCAGCGCGAGGCGGACCGGUUCCUGCUGAAGCCGAUCGCGCAGCCCUCGCAGAACACGCUGCUCUCACCGCUCAUUAAGUGGGAUAAGGUGCUGUUCCGACCGAACGCUGCGAUGCGCAAUACAUUCUUCCUCAUGAACAUCAACGGUAUACAGAUGCACGAACUAUCCGCUAAUACUGCCGCUGAGUACGCCACGUGGGUACGGCUCAUACAAGAGUCACCGUUAGCGCGGCUUGCUGAAACCAAAACUAACAUCGUCUCACAUCAACACACGCGGUCCACUGAUGAUUCUGGAAUAAACGUAUCUAGAAAUCCAUCUGAUGCGUCAGAGAAGUCAACAUCAAGCGCGCCACCUGACGACGAUAGUGAUAAUAAAUUGGACAAACUCGACAAAUUGGACAAAUUGGAUAAAUUGGACAAAUUGGACAAACUGGACAAAUUGGACAAAGACAAGGAAGUUGAGAAGGAAAGUCAGGAGAGAGAGGAAGUCAAGGGAGAGAGAGAUAGAUCGGUGUCGGUUGACAAGGAUGAUAGUGAAGAUGGGCACAGAUGGCGCGCUACAGAGGGCCGUAUCACGACACACGUCCCGGAGCCCGAGGGCGGAGCCCUAGAGGCGAGCGAUGCGCUGGUGAUCCGCCCUCCCUUAAGGGAUGUGCCUACGGCACAGAGGGUGCUGUCACAUAGCGAGCGUCUCCGUCGGUUGGACGCAGCGAUAGCGCACGCCCUGUCGGCCAAGAGCGCAGUGGUGGGGGAACUGUUGGGCUUGCCGCCGCGUGCCUUUGCGCACCUCAGUGAGUUGGCUGUAGCCGACACCUUGGGGCAGGAUGACUUAAGUGGUGAUCUACGACCGGGUGAAAUGUCAGUGGAAAGUGAACCAGACAUACAUCAGCUGUUGUUGGCUGCGCAAGCGCAAGCAAACCAACUGACGGAGAUGUUAAGCAGCGCGCUGUCGAUCAGCGAAGCGAGCGCGAUGCGAGCGCGGAGCGGCCGCUGCGACACGUGCCGGGCGACGGACGACAGGCUGCAUAGUGGUGACGCGCCAGACACGUCAAUGUCGAUGGACGACACGGCUGACGGCGAGAUUUCCAGAGAGAACGGCAAGUUGAACCAGUCGCAGUCGCAGUCGCAGUCGCUGGACGUGUCGUUCGACAUGUUGCCCGACGUGUCGCAAGAGUUGCAAGAGCCUGAUAUUGACAGUUAUUUGGCGGGUGAAGCGGGCAGCACGGGUGCUGCGGCUCUGGCGGCGCGGCUGGCGGGCGUGUCGGCCGGGCUGCACGCGGCGCUGGGCCGGCUGGUGGCCGCGCUGCCCGCGCUGCACGCCCAGCGCGCCGCGCUGCGCCGCGAGCUGGCCGCCUGCCGCGAGCGGGAGCAGCGCGCACAACGCGAUAAACGAAUGACGGAGGAGAUGGCGAUCCUUAAGGACAGUGUGGACCAAUCAAUACAGGACCAACCGAGCAACGGGGGCUGAUUUCACGAGCGGACACCAAACAAACACUAAGCUGACGUAAUUCCGACCAAAACGAUGGUCUUAGACAUUUGUGUCAAACAAACAAACAUACAAACAUAAUUGUAUUCCACCAGACACGACAAACGGGACAUGAACCGAUAUCGAAUAAUCGAUUGGAGUGUAUAUUUUGUAAUAAUUAUUAUUAUUUUUUGUUACCCUUUUUUUGUAAGUAAUGUGUAGUAUUAAAUAUAUCUUAUUCCAUACGUAAGUUGUGAUGAUAACUUGUAUAGAAAAAAACAUUAUAAUUCUGUGUCUCGCAAUUUUUUUUAAGUUAUAAAUUUUGUAAAUAAUGUCGUUUUUUAUGUUACUUUGACAGCCGCGUGUGUAGUUUCGAUCGGAAAGUAUUAUUCGACAAUAUGAGAUGCAUGUAAAAUCAAUUUAUCGUAGGGGCUUUGGUAUUUUAUUGAGAGAAAUAAAUCAUGUAAUGCAAUCGAGUUUUAUAGUCAUUUUUACCGGUAUACAAAAAGUUGUCACUUGUAUACAUCGUCGGUCACUUGUAUACAAUGUUCUGACGCUCGUAUACUAUAUUUUGAGAUCGGUAUACAACUUUCGGACACUUGUAUAAUUCAGUUCGCCCCUGAAUUGAAACGAAACGGCUGUAAUUCCAUAAAUGAAACUUUGUUACGUCGAUAGUUUAAGAGAAAGUGCCCACAACACAGUACCUUUUAUAUGCCAUAUUCUGUUAAUAAAGUUAUGAGCUGUUUGAUUUUUAAUAAAAAUGCUUUGUUAAAUGUGUAGAUUAUUGACCCAUAUUAAUAGUUCAAGUUGGUUCGUACAAAUAAAUACCUUUUUCAUUUACAAUUCAAUGUUAUUUAAGUUUCGUUCACUAAAAAUAUUUGAAAUUUAAUACAAAUUGUGUUUAAUGUUAUUUUUUAUUGAAAUGAACAGCUUGUAAGAAUAAAAUAAAAUAUAUAUGUGUAAAACGGAACGCGCUUAGGGCGCGUCCGCAGAGAUAUAUUUUGUACCGUAGGCUAGUUUCACACCAAAAACCAUCCAUUUUUAUCACUAUUUAGGCUCUGCGCACAUUUUCAGUUUAUGCGAUUUUUUUGUAUCUAUAAUUAGCUUUUUCGGGAUAUUUGAAUUUCAAUUUAAAUCAAUUUAAUAAAUUAAUUAAUUAUGGAUAAUUAGCUGAGAAUGUUGUUAGAAUUAGUUGUAGUUACACCGGCGACUAAAAGUCGCAGAUCCUAUUCAUGUAGCGACUUUUUGAAUAUUUAAAUAUCGUUUAUCAAAAUUAUACAAUACUUGUUGAUUAUUGUGCGUAAUUUAUAUUAUUAGUGGAUUAGAAUUAAAUUCUAUUAAAAUUUGUGUCGUUGUUAGAUUGAGGAUGUGCGUAGAGACGCUUGCACGAGCUUCUAUAUACGUAUUGGGCUUUUAUAAAUAUUGUAUUUUGUACACUCGAAUAUAUAUAUCUUACGUGUUAACUAAAUUUUUGGGCUUAGCGCAGAUGUAGCGACUUUUUUGAAUUUUCAUAAAAAAUAUUUCUUGCAUUUCUAUCAAUUUACUCGAAUUUUGAAACAAUUUAUUCCUACUAGAUUGAAUGUUAUAAUGAAAAAGUAAAUUUGGUAUUUUUCGACCGACUUAUAGUCGCACGGUCUGUGCUAAGCCUUAGGUGUAUGUAGGAAAAUUUUAAUCUAUAUUAAUCAUUCCCUUAUUAAAUAUUACUUUUCGAUAUAUUUAUUAAAUAUAAAAUGUUAUGCUUGUAUCGGUUUAGGCUUCAGUGUAAUCAACGUGUUUGUAUGUAUGACCGUCGCAACCUACAUGCACCUCGCAAGCGCUUUCACCAUAAACAAAUGUACUAAAUAUUAGUAGUACCAAUAAAUACCGUUAAAUUA
Colias croceus (clouded yellow) is the source of this 7061-nucleotide messenger RNA. RefSeq lists its product as uncharacterized. Gene Ontology annotation, molecular function: G protein-coupled receptor binding; guanyl-nucleotide exchange factor activity. Gene Ontology annotation, cellular component: cytoplasm. The record is from RefSeq and is a predicted model, not a curated record. Gene Ontology annotation, biological process: G protein-coupled receptor signaling pathway. The transcript is spliced from 42 exons. The coding region runs from base 112 to 5190 and encodes 1692 amino acids. NCBI's taxonomy places the organism in Eukaryota, Metazoa, Arthropoda, Insecta, Lepidoptera, Pieridae.